AUGAAGAAAUUGCCUAGGAAUGACCCGCUGGGGGAGUUCGUAUGUCGCUUUCCGAAUUGCGAUGCUCGCUACCGGCGUAAAGAGCACCUUCGUCGCCAUGAAGCCAAACACAUCCAGGAUCGUACAUUCUCCUGUUCCAUCUGUGGCCAGGAAUUCGGACGAAAGUAUACACCGGCGCAAGUGCAUGUUGUUCUGUCGAUAAUAACGCGCCUUAGUGAUACACUUCGUCGGCAUCUCCGAGUGAAGCAUCAACUGAAUGAGCCUGUUCAUCGAGUCCGACGAGCCUGUGCCAAUUGCCGGGCCAUCAAGGCUCGAUGUGAAGGGAAGCCUGUGUGCACGGAGUGUCAACAUCGGGGCCUCCGCUGCUCCCUUAGGGAGGGUGAGGACUCUCCGGCGCCCGAGCCCCGAGGGUCAGUAAGCCCGCGGCCUACUGUCUCUAGAGAAGAACAAUUCGUCAAGUUGUUCUUCGAUCUGUUUCACCCUCACUGGCCGUUCGUCCAUCGCGGCACGUUCCGAAUGCGCCAUGAGAUCCCCAUGCUCGUCCAGUCGAUGGUUGUCCUUGGCUUAUGGGCGAGUGGGGAGAGGAGCGCGCGAUGUGCGGCCGUCGAGUUGCAUGAGCAGCUCAACUCGGCGAUCCUGCAGCAAAAGGAGAAAUGGGAUGCCUCCAACGACAUACAGAUACCCCAAUCAGGGUCAUGGCCUCUACCCAUCUACCAGGCUGUCUUAUUACAUAUUAUCUUCUCCUUGAUAUACAAAACCCACGGCUCUCUCGGCCUGGAUUUAAAGCCCGCCGGGCUCCGUACUGAUACCGAGCUGCUUCUCAAGUCUCUGAUUCAAAGCUGCCGCAACCGGGGGAUGUUCUCCUAUCCGCGCAUUCUAAGGCAGUAUCAAGAACCUGCUAUUGCUCAGUAUAUUUUGGUUAGUAUUGAAGAGGUGAAGCGAUUCAACAUCGCGUUGUAUAAGGUGUGCACAGCGAUAUAUGGCUCUACGGCACUGAAUCAGACCGUGGAGGGCGUUUCUAUGAACAGUAUCCUACUGACGGCCGAUGAAUUGCAGUUCCCGCCCCCGGAAAAUGAUGCGUUAUGGGAGGCGGCUACCCAAGAUGCGUGGGAUCGGGCUCUGGUGGAUAUGAAUGUGGAUGGGUUGGAUGAUAUUCGGGAAGAGGAUUGGAUAUCGAAGAAUUCGCGAGUGUUGCAGGUUGUGGGUAGUAUAUAG
This is a messenger RNA of Aspergillus ibericus CBS 121593, 1215 nucleotides long. Its product is annotated as Zn(II)2Cys6 transcription factor. The transcript has 3 exons. Gene Ontology annotation, cellular component: chromatin. The record is from RefSeq and is a predicted model, not a curated record. Bases 1 to 1215 code for a protein of 404 amino acids. Gene Ontology annotation, biological process: DNA-templated transcription; regulation of transcription by RNA polymerase II. Lineage: Eukaryota; Fungi; Ascomycota; Eurotiomycetes; Eurotiales; Aspergillaceae. Gene Ontology annotation, molecular function: RNA polymerase II cis-regulatory region sequence-specific DNA binding; DNA-binding transcription factor activity, RNA polymerase II-specific; zinc ion binding.